Molecule: messenger RNA, 1378 nt
Organism: Psylliodes chrysocephalus
Lineage: Eukaryota; Metazoa; Arthropoda; Insecta; Coleoptera; Chrysomelidae
Source: the annotation of a GenBank genome assembly
CUCCUGUCUUAUAAACAUAUUAUAAUUCCUAAAAAAAAAAAUACCUACAAUCAAGAGAGUUGAAACAUCAAACGAAACCUAUUACCAAAAUACUGAAUAGGUACACGAACGUAUUACAAGUUGCCUGACUAAUCCCAUAUCAUUCCGUUUCAGUUUACAACGCGCGAUAGCAUCCAGUGACACAAGUAAUAGGUUUGUGUGAAAUUUGGUAACAGGUACGCGGAAUAGGCAGGAGAUACCUAUUCCAAAGUAACAGGUCCAGUUCCAUUGUAACAGCCCUAUUCUGUGCUACUGUCACAGUAAUUAUUCUGUGCUACUGUGAUAAGUUAUAUUGUUUUUUAUUAAUAACCAAUAACGCGCUAUUUUAAUAAUAAUUAUUAUUGGAACAUUUGUUUCAGCUGCAUAUUAAUCCAAAAUAAUUUAAGUGUUCGGUGAUGUAUCUUUCCACCAAGCACUUCAGUGAGAAGUGAGGAAUAUCAAAAUAGUGCUUCAAAAUUUUUACCUAUGGCAGAAUCAUUAGAACAAAUUAAAUUUCUUAAAGACACUAGCCAAAAAACUGUAAGUAUAAAGAAAAUGGAUGUAAUUCAAUUAAGAGAGGUAUUAGCACGUGAAGAAUCUUUAUUAAAAAACAAAUUAAUAAUGUCAAAAUUACCAGAUAAAGGAAAUUCUAUUAAAAAAUUUUAUGAAUGUGUUAAACAGGAAAUACAAAAUAGAGAGAACCUAGCAGAUAUUAAUGCCGGUUUACAGAAAUUAAAUAUUUCAGAAGCAGAUAAACAUGUUCAGAAGAUAUGUGGACUUGAAACAAAUCCUAAAAAAGAAAGAUACAAACCAUUUUCUACAUUAAAUAAAAUUCAAGAAAUUCACACUGACCGUAAAGUGUUCAAAACCAUGGAAGAUUGGAGUAAAUGUAAUAAGCCCACCAAAUUAAUUCUUUUAUCAGAAUCUUUAGAAAUUUUAAAGCAACAAGAUGAAAAAGUUAAAGAACAAGUCAAAAUUAAACAGGGGCUUUUAUUUAAUUCAAAUGAAGAAGAUGAUAGUACAGAUAGUGAAAAAAGUGAAACAUCGGAUGAUGAUGAUUAAUAAGAAUAUUUAAUAGGAAAGUGAUAAUAAUUAAGAUUAAAAAUAGUAUAAGACAAUAAACAAUUUCCUUUUUUUAUUGUGGUCUUUAAUAUUUCUAAAUAAAUAUAUACCUAACUUAGAUAUUCAAAUAUAUCUACAGAGUGAAUUUGAUAACAUUUUGAAAGUCUAAGAAAUCAUUAGCGAUUUCGAUUUCACUAAGUACUGAGUGCACACUAAAUGAGGUUUGUUUUUUUUAGAUUCUGUCAGUGCAAGUUUGUAUUUGAUUCUAGGUGCAAUUCGCUCUCAAUGCAAAUAAUAC